AUGGAUCUCACAAUUACUGGUCUUCAGAAAUUAGUUGAAGUUGCUAAGCAUCUCGUCGCCAAUAAGGAAAAAAUCUUCAAUUCACUCAAAUUAGAGAUUGCCAAAAAUUAUCAUGAUAUGAAACUAGAUCUAGAAACUUUGGUAUUGAGUAAUAUUGACCAAGAUGCUGCUGUUGGAUUCAUUUCCAUAGCUGGGUAUGACCACACUUGGAAUGAAUUGAUGUUAUUGAUUAUACAAAAUCGCACUGAUUUCACGCUUGAUGAAUUUAACAACUUAUGGAAAUUGAUUUUAUUCAUUGAAUUCCAAUCAGACGUUGUCGGUGAUUCAACUUCAAUUUUGGGAACCAAUGAUUCCAGAAGCACUGCAGACAAUUCAUCAAAACCUGUAUCAAAUGAAAAAGGUGUCAAAUUGAUAAUAAAUACUGGAAAGCACUCCCAUGAUAUCUUAAAGUAUGUUGAAACUGGAUGGGAAUUGGUCCUAUCAAAACUAGAGCAAACAUUUAAUUUGAACAACUCUAAUAAGUCCUUAUCUGCUAAAGUUAUCACAACAAUACUUGUUAAUAUGACAAAGCAUAAUUACUUUUCUCACUAUCUAAAGGCUGAUAAUGAGAUAUUGAUUCAAAAUAACAUUUUUCAUAAGAAAAUAACGCCAUCUGUGAUUUUGCUAGAUUAUUGUUACAAUCACAAUCAGCUACAGAAAGAUUAUUCAAUAGGUUGUAAUAUUGAUUAUUCAUUUAAUUACCAAAAUGUGGUUGGUAUUGAUGAUGAUUUACAUCCAUGUCUAACAAUGUUUUGUGCUGAUCUAAAUUCACAAGAUAUGGAACAACAAGUUAUAUCAAAUAUCGAGAUCAACUCUCCAAAUCUUAAAGCUGGAUUUUUGAAUCAGGUAAAGGAAGAAAGUGCUUUGAAUCUUCAAGAAAAGUUUGAAUCAAAGAAAAAUACUUAUCUAAUUAAUCAAAUUAUAGGUAGAAUGAUUGAGACAAAAUCAAAUAUAGAUAUAUUAACUGAUUCGCACUCCAUUAUUAUUAUUUCCAUUCCAAAACAUCUCAACAUUGAAUCAUUAAAUAAUGCUGGAACUUAUGAUGAGGGUGGACAGUAUCAUUCAUUUGAUAUUGAAGGCUUUAUUUUAACAAACGAUCAUGAAAUUUUGGAUCUCAAUGGUGACUUAACUUCGAUGAACAAUUUUGGUUUGAAUCUUAAGGCGAUAAUGUGCUCGUUGAUAUCAAAUUACAUGCAAUAUAUUCAGAUGACUUCAAAUCCAAAAAGGAAAUCAAAAAAUUCAGAUAAAAAGUUACAGUUGGACAAUGAAACAAAUUGUUUUUCAGUUGAUGAAAUUGUUGAUGAGAUUCAUAAGAGAAAAGAAAAUUUGAGUCAACUUGGAAACAUUACUCAUGAUUGA
Hansenula ciferrii is the source of this 1398-nucleotide messenger RNA. RefSeq lists its product as uncharacterized. The transcript has a single exon. NCBI's taxonomy places the organism in Eukaryota, Fungi, Ascomycota, Saccharomycetes, Phaffomycetales, Wickerhamomycetaceae. The coding region runs from base 1 to 1398 and encodes 465 amino acids. The record is from RefSeq and is a predicted model, not a curated record.